UUAAAUUCAGAGGGAAAAUUCAUAUAACAAAUGAGCUCAGAAUUUAUAUAGGAUGGAACUCCAUUUACUAAAUUGUUUUAAAGAUUAGAAAAAAUUCAUAAAUCCCCAGUUUUUAAUGCCGAUUGCAUUCAUAACCAAGAUGAAAUAUAUAUAAAAGACUAGUCCCCUGAAUAAGUAUGCAAGAAAUUAGAGUUUACACCAUGCUUAAAGUCUCCCAAUUAAUUCUAACCUUACUCCCCAUUAAAUCGCCAAACGACAAAAAAAGCUAAUAUCUUUGUGAUAUCACCAGCAAGAUAAAUAAAUUUCGAUCACUCUAAGACAGAACAACGACUUGUCAAUAUUAGUUCACCGCUUAGUUCUCUUAAGGUUCCAGAUGAUCUAUUAUGUGAUGAAGAAGAAAUAUUCUCUGAUGAUUAAGAAAUUCACUCGUAAUUUAGAAGUCCCCCUAAAUCCCCUCACAGAAAAUUGGAAAGAGCCACAAAAUUGAAAUUCAUCAAUUUUGUUACUCUCAAGAAACCUCUCAAAUUUACAAGUGAUUAAGUUAACAAUAGAAAGAGAACCAGCUCAAAACGAAGAAAACCUUAGACUGAAUAGAAACCUAAAAUUAUAGUUUGUAAUUGUAAAAAAUCAAAAUGCCUAAAAUUAUAUUGUGAUUGUUUCGCUGCUGGAGUUCCAUGUGGAAAGGAUUGUAACUGUUGUUCUUGUCAUAAUAAUGAAGAUCAUGUAAAAGAAAGAGAAAAUAUUAUCAAAUAAAUUAUGGAAAGAAAUCCACAAGCAUUUAGACCAAAAGUUGAAUCUAGAAGUAAUUCUGAAGAUGAAAUUGAUCAAAAACCUAGACAUUUUAAAGGAUGUAAUUGCAAAAAGUCUAAUUGUUUAAAAAAAUAUUGCGAAUGUUAUUAAAUGGGGGUUAAGUGCUCAGAGUUAUGUAAAUGCGAUGAAUGCAAAAAUUGCGAAAUGCCUGUAAAAAAAGAAUCAAGAAAAAGAGUCAAACAUACACAUUCAAGUUUUAAAAAUACAGAAAUGUAUUGAUUCAAUUUCUUUUAUUUUUUGUUUUUUUCA
Paramecium tetraurelia is the source of this 1059-nucleotide messenger RNA. RefSeq lists its product as uncharacterized. The transcript is spliced from 3 exons. Gene Ontology annotation, biological process: regulation of DNA-templated transcription. NCBI's taxonomy places the organism in Eukaryota, Ciliophora, Oligohymenophorea, Peniculida, Parameciidae. Gene Ontology annotation, cellular component: nucleus. The record is from RefSeq and is a predicted model, not a curated record.